Molecule: messenger RNA, 2784 nt
Organism: Cladocopium goreaui
Lineage: Eukaryota; Dinophyceae; Suessiales; Symbiodiniaceae
Source: the annotation of a GenBank genome assembly
ACACAGCACUCCGCGCAGAUGUGUCGCAGUGCCAGAUAGUACAAGGCUGUUGUUGGACCCGGCUAGGUAGCUUAGGAUUCCAGUGUGGCGGCGGUCAUUUCCACCCGUCAUCGCUCAUGGGCUCCUGUCAGAGCAAAGAAGAGGUGGAAGGUCGACUGACUGCCGCAGAGGAGGACAUCAAGCAGGAGUUUGAGUUGUCCAAACAGGCCUUGAAGGAUUUGGAUCAGAUCACGCGAGUGCCCCAUUUGCUCAUUGAGAUCCGGUCCUUGGGCUUUGUGGAAAUUCAAGGGAAAGACACUGGAGGAGUCUAUGGAAAAUUGGACCAUUGGUUCAAGGAGCAUUGGCACCUUGAAGACAAGACCGUGGAUAUGAUGGAAACAUGCAACGCGGAGCAAGAUUGUGGAUGCUGCGGUUUCAGUAGCACUUACACAAUGAUGGAGCUACAGGAACACCACAAGCUCUGUGAAAAGAGCUACAGCAUGGGCUACGUCACCAUCUAUGGCGUAGGAUCAAACAAUCACAACCUUUACAAAGCGCGUGGCUCUGAGGGCGAGAACAACAUGGGCAAGCUGACCAUGCAACUGGCGCAGUUCCUAACCCACGAGUGCGGAUGGACUCUCCAAGUGUGUGAUUCCGGAAACCUCGGGUGGAGAGGAGAAAUCAGGGAGCAGCAGAUGAAAUUCAAAGCCCCACAUCCCUUGAACAUGAUUGCUCCGUUGGUCAUGAUCGAACUUCGCCAGGUUGGCUACAUUGAAGUAAAUGGUGAGGACAAGGACAGCAUUUUUGAGAAGUUGGGCAGUUUUUUCAAAACAGCUUGGAGGGCUUCUCAAAUCCAAAAUGACCCUCACUAUUGCGACCUGAAGUUCCAAACCUCGGCAUUCAAAAAGAGGGGAUCAGAGGGAGAGAACAACAUGGGUCUGAGAACAAUGGAGCUGGUGGAUUUCAUGGUGAAGCAGUGCCAAUGGACAAUGGUCACUUGUAACACAGGAAAUUACGGCAGGAAGGGUGACCAACGUGAGCAACAACUCGUGUUCCGGAACGAUGAGUUUGUUCAGCACGGCGUGGAUCACCUCAUGGUGGAGCUCCGCACGGUUGGCUACAUCGAGAUCAACGGCCUGCACGAUGCAGAGGACCUCAGGCCUCACUUGAUAGAGUUCCUGACGACACAGUGGGGGUGCUCCGAGUACACCAAGUGGUUCUGGGAGAGUGACGAGAAGUACUGCGACUUGAAAUACACAGCUCCGCCCAACUUGUUCUUUGUGAACGGUUUGACCAACAACUUGGGGCGCUUAACCAUCAAGUUGGCUGAGUUCCUUGCACCACACGGUUGGCAGCUGUUGCUGUGCAACGGUGGGAGCAUGUCGCCAGACCCACGCCAUGACCCGAAUCGCAUCUUGAGAGAGCAGCAGGUGAAAUUUACUCGCGCACCUCCUGAGAAAGCAGCGGCACCUUUGCUUUUGAUUGAGCUUCGGACCAUUCCCACAAGUGAUGAUCCGCCUCAGUGGGAUGGAGUCAUUGAAAUUUGUGGGCCAGAUACCAAUGGAGUCCACGCGCAAUUGCAUGGCUUCAUCACAAAGUACAUGAAUGGAUCUCUCCCUCAAUUUGCCCCUGGGAAUUGUGACCUCUUCUACGUUUGCAACAAGUUCCGCUUGAAACCGGGCUCAUUGGGUGAAGAUGGGCGUUGGGGUGGUUACAUGAACGGAGAGAGCAACCUCGGCAAGUGGACGAUGCGCAUUUGCGACUUCAUGGUAGACCACUUGGGGGAGUGGGAUUUGAUCGUGUGCAACAGCGAUAAUCUAAGCCGCUCCUUCCGGCACGGUUCUGGGGACAACAAGUACUACAAUAGUGUGGCAGCUCGCGAGAUGCAGAUGGUCUUCCGUCACCGUGCGGGCGGUCGUGGUGUUUUCAUGUCCUCCUCCAAUGUGAAGCCCUUGGGCAGACCGCCCCUCCAACCGCCACCCUAUUGGAAAGACAAAGGUUGUAUCAAUGGAGAAGUAGGUCAGAAGCUUAUUCCAGGAACAGCUGAUGAACUUGCAUGGAUGCAGGAGAUCUUGGACAACACUUUCAAGAACAAGGUCACCAGAGAUCGCAAGGAUGGACAACCCCUAGCAGAUCGCUUUGUAGCUGUGCAAUGUAUUCGAAGCGAACACCCUCAGCUUUGGGAUCGCUAUGCAGAACGUCGAAAGGUCGUGUCCGAGUCGUGCCGCUCAGCAGAAUCAAACUUUGUAAUUCCUAAGACGAUGACGGCUAGCCACAGCCUGGCACAAAGGUGUACACAUGCUUCGGUUGGCAAUCCAGCAAACCAGGCAUACUUGCUACAUGGCACCAACCCAACCUCGGCAGUGGCAAUUCUCAGCAACUCGUUCACCGUUGACUUUGCCGGCAAGAGUGCGGGCACAAUGUUUGGACCAGGUAUCUACCUAGCAGAAAGCUCGACCAAAGCCGACGAGUAUGCUCGGGACGAUGCAGGUGGUGAAUAUGAUGGCCUCUAUGCCGUCCUGGUGUGUAAGGCCUUGCUGGGUCGGUCCUAUGUCACUGAGCAGCCUGGUGACUUCCGCGAUCCAGUGCUCAAUGGUGAGUUCGACCACGUGCUGGGAGACAGAGAGAAGGCAGUUGGUACUUUCCGUGAGUUCAUUUUCUUCCAUGAUGCCUCCAUCUAUCCCGAGUACGCUGUCUUCUACCGGAGAGAGAAGGAUGGUAGGAUCAUGCCCCGGCCAGAGCGCGAAACCGCGCCGCCGGUCAUGGAAAUGGCUGAAGAGUGAGCGCCAGUAUGGUAAAGCCAUU